Molecule: messenger RNA, 1998 nt
Organism: Anopheles marshallii
Lineage: Eukaryota; Metazoa; Arthropoda; Insecta; Diptera; Culicidae
Exons: 2
Coding region: 1-1998 (665 amino acids)
Source: RefSeq, a predicted model, not a curated record
AUGGACCCACUGUCCAACCGUAACCGAAAGAACAUACUAUCCCUGGGCACACAACGGACAUCCACAACGGCGACAGCAACGUCAGCAACCGGUAUGGCAACGCAUCUGCACAAUCAUCGGCAGCAUCAGCAGCAGCAACCGUUCCAUCGGCACUCUACACUCCCUGGACAACAGGCCCCCGGACAGCCACUUGCCCCUGUCCUGCCAACGGCGAGUUCCAGUCCGCUGGUGCACUCCACAUCAGCUCCACCAGGUGCGCAAGAUAAUCGUCCGUACCUGCAGCCACAGCAGCACCACAGCCAUCACCACCAACAUCAGCAACAGCAGCAGAAUGGCGACGGAUUGCCGAAAGCGUUCGUUGCCGCCAUGCGCACACUGUUCGACAUCAUGGACGAUCGGAAAACAGGUUUCGUGCGCUUGGCAGACAUCGAGGAGCGCUGGCAGGACGACGGUUCCAAAGGUCUACCGCGCGGUGUCAUCGACAGUCUGCGCAAGGUAACACCCCCGAAUGGACAUCUCUCGUUCGAGCGCUUCUGCAGUGGUUUGAAAAUAUGCCUCUUGCGCAACCAAACGCCGGGACCGCUUGGUGCGUCAUCCAUCACGCAUGGUGUUACGUCGCAUUCGACAUCUUCCUCCCCGCUUGCACGUGAUGAUUCCGGUCUAAAACCAUCCAUGGCUAAACUAUCCCUCUCAAGACCUCCUUCCGCGCCACUGCUCGAUCUCGACACGGGUGUCGGGGGGAACAGUAAGCUACCUUCGUUGGCACCUGCCUCGGCGUGGAGUACCACUGCUGCUGGUCCGACGAAUACGGCCACCGUGCGACCAAACAAUGCAAUGCCAGCACAGAAAACGCUCAGCAUGCCACAGCUCCUAAACCCCGACGGUGAUCUCGAUCUGGAGCCACCCCCAAUAAUACUGCCUGGCGCUUUUGGUCCUCCGAAGCCGCCCCGCGUAUCCUUAAACCUAGAUCGAAAUGCGCAACAUCAUCCGCAUCUUUCGCAGCAGCAUCAUCACCCGAUUGGUGCUAGUUCCAGCAUUGAUAAGGCCGAAAUACGGAACGCUCUCCAGAACUGGCAGAUGUCGCUGCUGAUGGGUGAAGCCGCGGGAGAUAAGGGCGAUGCUGGCAAAGGCACUCUCAGACCACUAGCCCGUGGAUCUGCCGAUGGACAGACGGAUCUCUCAACAUCGUCACCUUCGUUGCAAUCCAUCAAUCAGCUGGACGGAGCACGGCUUAGCUCCGGUGGUCUCUAUCAGAAAAAAUCCCCGGGUGCAGCUGGACGACGCCGCGAGCCUAGACGGCACACGCUCCAAAAUGGCGUCGACUAUAACAUGCUGAAGCGGCUGAAACAGAUCGAGCAGGAAAAGGACAUCCUGCUGCAGGGAUUGACGGCGGUCGAGAAGGCACGCGAAUGGUACCACAAACAGCUGGCCGCGGUGCAGGAAAAGAUGCGAUACCUUGGACGUCCCGGAUCACACAUGGAAACGUGGACCGAAACGCAGCAAGAGCGGUUAGAUCUACAGCGGGCUCGUGUCCUCGAGGUGAAUCGCCAUCUUAUGAUGCUGGCCGAAAGCUGGGAACGGGGUGGUUUCCCCAUGCACAUGAACCUUGCUCUACGCCCCCUUCCCGGUACCAUGCUGGCUGUGGGACCGUCUCACUAUCAGCAGCGUGCCCUUCAUCAACAACGUCCAUCUCAGCCACAACCGCCUACCGCAGCUAUUCCACCAGCCGUUCCUCCACCACCGUCAGCAACUUCAGCUGGCGGCUAUCCGACGGUACCUUCCCAACCACAUCAUCUACAGCAGCAGCAACAGUCGCCCGAAAUAGUUAACCAUCUGAAGCAGCAGAACCAUCAGCUUUGCGAGGAGAUAACUCAAAAGAACGAGAAGCUGUCACUGCUCGAGCGGGAAAAGGCGGCACUGAUACGGGAACUGUUGCAGCUCCAGCGCACGAACCGUGCCAGCAGUAUGAUAUCGAACACGGAGGAGUUGGUGUUCUGA